Messenger RNA from Sycon ciliatum, 2524 nucleotides. Its product is annotated as protein arginine N-methyltransferase 2-like. Gene Ontology annotation, biological process: peptidyl-arginine methylation. Gene Ontology annotation, molecular function: protein binding; protein-arginine N-methyltransferase activity. The coding region runs from base 138 to 1544 and encodes 468 amino acids. The record is from RefSeq and is a predicted model, not a curated record. Gene Ontology annotation, cellular component: nucleus. The transcript has 3 exons. Lineage: Eukaryota; Metazoa; Porifera; Calcarea; Leucosolenida; Sycettidae.
UUUGGGCCGAGGCGCUGUCUCAAGGGUACGGGUGUUCAUUGAACCACGUUUGAAUCAAACGGCGAAGGAGUGUCGACAGAGAAUGCUCAAAGAAGUCCUCCAAAACUGGCAAAAGCCUGAGUGUGAGUCGUGCUUGCAUGGACGAAGGGACGUCCUCCUCUUCUUCUCCCGUCACCUCCAUACCGGAGGAAGACGCUCGAAAAGAUGUGAUCGAGGCCUUGGCCACAACUGACAUCGAAUACGAUGUGGAUGGACAACCGCUGGUGUAUGCAAAAUCACCUUACGAUGCGAACGAAGACGGCGAAAAGGACCAUGAAAAUCGCCUGAGUUUGAAGCUCGGCGAUGCCGUGCGUGUCUUGAACACCUCCAUGGGCAAGGGAUGGUGGUGGGUAGAAGUGGAUGGCGAGUCUGGCUACGUUCCAUCAUCAUUCCUCGGCACUGAGGAUGACUUGCGCGGCGCGGAGGAAGCCUCCUGGCAGAACGACGAAUAUUUUGACCAGUACGCCACGCUGAAGAUCCACCAAGAAAUGCUGGGAGACAAGCCACGCACACUGGCGUAUCAGAACGCCAUCAAGCAGUGCAGAGCGGACAUCGAGGGCAAAGUUGUGCUGGAUGUUGGCUGCGGCACGGGAAUUCUCAGUAUGAUGUGUGCAAGAGAUGGCGGUGCUGCAAAGGUUUACGCAGUCGAUGCGAGUCCCCUCACAACCCAGGUACAGAAAUUAGUGGAAGCCAAUGGCCUGGCGGAUCGUAUCACAGUCAUCAGAGGAAAGGUGGAGGAGAUUGAUAUACCAGAACAGGUUGAUCUGAUUCUGUCCGAGUGGAUGGGGACGUUCCUGUUGUUCGAGUUCAUGCUGGAGUCUGUCCUCAGUGCCAGAGACCUGUUCCUCAAACCUGAUGGGACUCUAUGGCCGUCACAAGCCUCUCUCUCUUUGGUGCCGUGCAGUGCAGCGGAUCAGGCAGACCGAGUGGGCUUCUGGAGCUCGCUGUACGGAUUCGACUUCUCCACUCUGCAGGACGCGGCCCGAGCCGAGUACCACCGCAUGCCCAUCUUCAAUCACACCCUCCAAGACGGUGACUGCCUUGCCGAGCCCAAGAAAGUCGUUCAGCUCAACAUGAAGACGACCACCGCGGACGACCUUGAGGAGAUCUCGUCCCCAUUUGAGUUCCGUGCACGUCAGGAUGGCGUCAUGCACGGAUUCGCAUCUUGGUUCGACGUCGGAUUUUGCCCGAUGAGUGGCAGUUUUAGCGGUAGCAGUGACGGUGGUGGUGGUGGCUCUUGUGGCGAGGAUAGCGGGGAUGAUGCUGAUGGCUGUGUGCGUCUCUCUACGAGUCCGACCUCGCCACAAACCCACUGGAAUCAGGACCUGUGUAUGCUGGAUGAGAGCGUGCAGCUGUGGACAGGUGACGUGGUGCGUGGCACGCUGACGCUGACUCGGAACGCAGAGUGGCGACGUCACAUGCACGUUCGCAUCGACUACGCUGUGCUGCGCGACAACGAGACUGCCCACCGUGCCUGCAAGACCUGGGGGCUGUGGAAGUGUUAGGCCCAAGACUUGGGGGCUGUGGAAGUGCUAGCCCCAGCGCGGUUGCAAGACCUGGGGCCUGUGGAAGUGUUAGCUGGAAAACACACGAGCUCUCUCACACUAGUAAUACUAUCCUGCAUUGGCCCUAGCUGUGCUGCCCAUUGCCCAUCGCUACUCUAUCUGCCUUCCUGUAUCAGUACUAGCCAUAUCGAACAUAUGAAUGCAACUUUCUUUUCUUCUUUCCCCUGCUUUGUUAGCCUGAUGGGUUACCUAACACCCUGCACGUCGUUGUUUAGGUUUCUGUUCCUGUCAUUGUGUUAAGGUUUCUGUUCCAGUAUUGUAGGUGCUGCAUCUGCCGCUAGGGUUUACCGGGUGGUAGCGGCCGUCGUGAGUUCCCUUCGGUAACGGACACGAUAAUUUACUUGCUUUUACUUAUUGUAACUUGUUUUUCCCAACUACAUAACUGUAUAUUGUCGUCAGCAGUUCCGCAGAAUAUUCUCCGUCCCCCCAGGCAAUCGUGGCAGCUUCGAUGCCGCAUGUCUAUUAUUUUAGUAUUUAACUGCUUGGAUUCAUUCGACCCCGUGUGAUUUUCGUCACCAGACUAGCAAGGGCGUAUUCCACCUUCUCAUGUAUGUGUGUCUGUGGGUGUAUGUACUCGCAUGUGCGCGCGUGCGUGUGUGUGUGCACGUGUGUAGUUUUGUUUCUUUCUUUGUGGCCUGGAAAGAGAAAUCAUCUGCUGGUCGGCUUGAUUUUUCCACACUCUAUGCUUGGUGCUUGCCAGCCGACUCUUAUUUAUUCGCUUCCUCUCUUCCCCUGCUUUUCUUUCGUGAUACUAGUAGUUCCUUGCCUAGUUGUUGUUUCUUUUUACUUCACCAUAUGAACAGGCAAGACUGCCUUCUCACCCGGGCUAUUGGCCCGCACCGUGAGAUUGUGUGCCUAUGAUCAUAUCAACCAGCAUCCAGACCUCUCUCAAGUCUAAUCAUUCUACCAAUCUAGGGUCA